This is a messenger RNA of Alternaria burnsii, 567 nucleotides long. RefSeq lists its product as uncharacterized. The record is from RefSeq and is a predicted model, not a curated record. Gene Ontology annotation, biological process: endosome organization; regulation of protein localization. Bases 1 to 567 code for a protein of 188 amino acids. The transcript has 3 exons. Lineage: Eukaryota; Fungi; Ascomycota; Dothideomycetes; Pleosporales; Pleosporaceae. Gene Ontology annotation, cellular component: endosome; BLOC-1 complex.
AUGGCUUCUACCCACUCUUUCUACCAAUACCCCCAGUCCUCUUACCCAAUCAGCAUGCCACAGAAGCCAGGCUUCUUCUAUCCGCAGCAACAGCAUGGCUACGGACGUGUGGCAGGGUCACCACCUGAGGCCAACGAUAGUGUCACAACAUCUGGAGUUCCAUCAUACGAACCAUCAGCAACUUCCAGCAACUACGCCGGAUCUGCCAGUGAUUACGAGUCAACUAGCGGCGCCGCCAGCGUGGAUCUCCUCGAUUACAUGGGCAGCCGUGUGAACGGCUCAUUCAAUCCGAUGCCGCUAGAUCGCAGCUUGGCGAGACAGGCGCAAACAUCUGGUGAACUCAACGCUAAACACCGAGAACUCCUUGAACUACAGCAACUUGCUCAGCGCAGAUUGGCCGGUGCUCGCAUGAACUUUGCCGAUGGCAUGAAAGCUGCGAAAGAAGUGCAGAGAGAUUUGCAAUGGACACAGAAGCGAGUAGACUCACUCAACGAGCGUGCGGCACGCAAAUAUCCAGAUCAAUUCCGCACUGCACAAGGCAAAUACCCAGCACCAGUGGACUACUAG